Molecule: messenger RNA, 3184 nt
Organism: Betta splendens (Siamese fighting fish)
Lineage: Eukaryota; Metazoa; Chordata; Actinopteri; Anabantiformes; Osphronemidae
Product: deubiquitinase DESI2
Exons: 5
Coding region: 805-1398 (197 amino acids)
Biological process (GO): protein deubiquitination
Molecular function (GO): deubiquitinase activity
Source: RefSeq, a predicted model, not a curated record
UUUAUUUGGCUGAUGCGCAGCGCGGGGGAGGAAAUUCAGCGUUGACGGAUUUAGUAAAGUGGUGUGUUUUGUAACCAAAUGUGCUCCCGUACACCCACCAGCAGCCCCGUCUCACAGCUGUCGGAGGCAGAUAUGAUGUAAUCCACCGCUCCGGUCCCAGCCGCAGAGAGGCAGAGCCGGACGAAGACGCGUCGUUUCGGGCGCAUCGCGGCUGCUUUCGAACGCAUUUGAGGCAUUUGACGGCGAUGCUGCCGCGGCGCCGGCGGGUUGCGCCUCGUUCUCCAUCCCGACGGGGAGGAUGCUGGAUGCGGGCCAGCGCUAGCGGCGGCCGGGGAUGCUGCCGCUGGUGAAGCGGGCUGCCCGUCAGCUGGAAUUGACCGCCGGGGCUCCGGAGUCGACGCGCCGCCGCCGCCGCCGCCGCCGCCGCUGCCGCCUCAUCCUCCGCGUGGGAACGGUCCGCACCGCGACGCCUGGCCUCCGCUGCCCCGCUUUGCAGGUUCCGACUCGUCCGGGCCCUCCCUGACGCCGAAGACGCCUCACUCCCGAACUGCUCCUUUGAGGGUCUUCGGUCGCUUCUAUUUUGCAAACACGCAUCGAUCUUCCCUUCCGGCGGGGGUUUUUGGAGCCGGGCCGAGUCCGCUGCUGCGGCACCGACGCGUUUGGCGUUUCCCCGGCGUUGAGUCGCUAUGAUCGCGCUGUGACUUCUCUCCGAGUGCGCUCGGCUUCGGACGCGGGGCCGCCGUUACGCGCAGAGCCGUGUGGCCCUGUGGCUUCAGCGGGGCGGGGACGGCUCAGGUUCGAACCAUGGCCAGUGAACCUGUCAUCCUAAACGUGUAUGACAUGUACUGGAUAAACGAAUACACUUCCACUCUGGGAAUUGGAGUCUUCCACUCAGGCAUCGAGAUUUAUGGCAGAGAGUUUGCAUACGGGGGUCAUCCGUACCCUUUCAGCGGCAUCUUCGAAAUCAACCCCGGCAACGCGGCCGAGCUGGGCGAGACCUUCAAAUUCAAGGAGGCCAUUGUUUUGGGCACCACAGACUUCACAGAGGAGGACAUCGACAAAAUCAUGGAGGAGCUUGGUAAAGAGUUCAAAGGGAACGCCUACCAUCUAAUGCAUAAAAACUGCAACCACUUCUCCUCCUCGCUGUCUGAGCUGCUGUGUGGACGGGAGAUCCCUCGCUGGGUCAACAGACUGGCCUACUUCAGCUCCUGCAUUCCGUUCCUGCAGAGCUGCCUGCCCAAGGAGUGGCUGACCCCGGCCGCCCUGCAGAGCCACAUCAGCCUCGGCCUCCACAAGGAGGAGCAGAACGAGUCGAGCGACGAGGACCCCUCGUCCCCGUCCGGCGCCGCCGCCACCGGCUCAGGCUCCUCCCACACCUGUCGCCACACUAGGGUGUGAACUGUCCCUGCAGCGCAUCCACGUGACCUCUGACCCCUCCUGCUGCGGCUGCUAGUGGCUUUAGGCUUGAACAACAGCUGACCUCACACUGUUUGUCCUCCGAGUAGAGAGGCGACACGGAAAGGUCUUGUCUUCAACAGAGAGCUGCUGCCAGAGACGUCGGACCUUCACAGACCCUGCCUGUCUUUUCUACAGAUGACAUGGGGGAACUUUGACCUGAGCGCUACGCACUGAACCGUGGCUCCGACAACAACAACUUGUAAAUCUGAAGUUUAUAGUACGCUAUUAUUAGUCUUUUCCAUUCAAAAUGAAACCUCCGUCAGCCUUGCUCCCUGCCCUGCCUUCAGAGCUGCUUUUGUAGAACAACUAGACCUGAGUCUGCUGAUCGCGACAUAACCAGGAAAGUGCUAAUUUGCUCAGUUUCAAGUUCUCGUUCAACAACCUCUAUGUGGCCUUCUGUUGGUAUUGUUGACUCAGCUAUCUUUACGUGGAACUCAGUAGAUUACCUUAGAGGGUUAAUGAGGAGUUGAUGCUAUCUUGAGUUCUGUGUGAACAAAUGUUGCAUGUUGAAAGUAUAUGAGAUGAAGUUCAUUCAAAUGACAUUAAGUCCUUUUAAUCAUGUUGUCUUUUCCUUUUGUAGACCAGCGAUCUAACCUGAAACUUGUUCUAACACUAGUAAACAAUCAAGGGCAACCCGAUGUCGAUUCACAUCUCAGAGACAUAAAUACAUAAAAGUCAAGCUGCUACUCUGAUACUGAUUACAGUAGUAAGCGCAGUACAGCUGUUGUCUAUACUUUUAUACCCAAGCAGUAUUUAUAAUGCCACAAAGGGAUAACGUAAGAAAUACAUUUACACCCACAGAUCGUGUCAGGGUGAAACUGAUCUAAUCACCUCUUUGUCAUUAAACCAAGCAAGGCUGAUCUGCCACGACAAGGGCAGCUCAGUGAUGCACUUUAAAUUGGUGUAAUUCUUAAAGAGAUAGUUUGACAUUUAGAAAAGGAAAUACUCUUAUUUAGUCAAUCAAACGUAGUCUAUGUAAUGAAUGUGAAGCCAUAGCCAUCUAGCUUAAUUUAGUAUUAGGACACAAUGGGUGCAGUGAGAAUUAAAAACAUUAGUGUGUAAAACUGUCAACUUUUCCUUUGGGACCUUUUGUCAAUGUCUGAUUCAUUUUUACUGUCUGAAGUGUUCUAUGUGAACACAUGAAGCAUUCUAACAACAGAACACACUUUUCACUUUUUAUUUUGAAGCUUUGGAAUUUGUUGCAGGGAGACAUUAGAUUAUUAUAAAAGGAAAAAAUAUGAUGUUGCAAAAUUCCUUCUGUUCACCAUGGAUUUAACAGACAACCCCAUUAAUGACUAUUCCCCACUGUGUUACUAGGUAAGAUCGGUGAAGAUCCUGCUGUAGUGUGUUCAUAGACAGCUUUCUCAGGAAGCAACCAACUUAAUUUCAGUUGCCUAAUUUCCACUGACACCAUCGUAAAAGAGGGGACAGUGUAAAUUCAUGAUCUAGAUUUUUGUUUGUGUUCUUUAUUGAGUUAUAUCCUCAUUACAUUUCACCAAGUGAAUCGCUCGCGUUCACAUUCUUUAGGUAUAUUUUGAGGCGAUGGAAGCUGUACAGUGAUCAGUAUUUCAUGCUAAAGUCUUUCGCACUUUCUACAGAGCAGAGCAGACAGGUAUUUUUUCUAUUGUACUGUGUCACACCUAACCUUGUACUUCCCUGAGUUAACCCAAGAUCAGUUCAUGAAUGAUGAUAUAGUACUAGAAUAAAGAGAUGAAAUAAGCAACAA